Molecule: messenger RNA, 1056 nt
Organism: Exserohilum turcica Et28A
Lineage: Eukaryota; Fungi; Ascomycota; Dothideomycetes; Pleosporales; Pleosporaceae
Exons: 1
Coding region: 1-1056 (351 amino acids)
Molecular function (GO): oxidoreductase activity
Source: RefSeq, a predicted model, not a curated record
AUGACCAUUCGAAGUCGACCCCAGAUGUUUGAUAUCCUCAUCAUUGGCUCCGGUCCAGCUGGCCUAAACGCAGCACUUACUUGCGCACGAACACGCACUACAGCUCUAGUUUUCGACUCUCAACAAUACCGAAAUGAAGGGGUUACCCACAUGCAUACAGUAGCGUCUCGCGACCACUUCAACCCCCGAGAAUUCGGACGCAUAGCCCGCGAGCAAAUCGAGUCUCAGUACGACAGCGUCUGGUUCCAACAGGCGACCAUCACCCACGCUACGAAGAAGCAGCUGGUCCUGCCACAGGAGAAAGUGCCGUACGAUGGGUUUCAAAUCACCGAUAGCGAAGGCCACUCAUACAAAGGGAAGAAACUCAUCCUAGCGACUGGCUCCAGAGACAUUCUCCCGGACUUACCCGGCUACAAAGAAAACUGGCCUUCACACAUCUACCAGUGUCUUGCCUGCGACGGCUACGAGCAGCGCGGAAGCGCCGUCGGGAUCCUAGACUUUAACAGCCCCAUGUACGCACACAUGGUGCAGAUGGCCCUUCCUCUUGACCCCAGCUCCAUAACCAUCUUGAACAACGGGCCUACAAAGCAAGAUGCAGCGAUCCACGACGCACUCAAACUUGCAAGAGGGCUCGGGGCCACCCUUGACGAGCGAAACAUAGUGCGUUUGGUCAACAAUGGACCGAGCCACACGGACGGCGUGACGGUGCACUUUGAAACAGGCGAACCUGUUACGCUCGGCUUCAUCGUGCACAAGCCUGCGACUGUGAAUCGCGCGCAGCAUCUCAUUGAGCAGCUUGGUGUGGAGACGGUCGACCCGGCAAUGGGUGGACAUGUCAAGAUUGCCAGUCCCAUGUUCAAUGAAACGAGCGUAAGGGGCGUGUUUGCCGCCGGCGAUACCAUGGUUGCCAUGAAGCAGGUUGCGAUUGCCAUGGCGGAGGGCUUGAAGGCGGCGGCUGGUGCGGGAAUGCAGAUUUUGCAGGAGAAUGCAAAGGGACUAGCGGAGGCAGAAAAAGUGGUCGGAGGUGAUGAGGAGAAGGAGAAGGUGGCUCCGUAA